GCGAACAUACGACGACGUCUCUGCUCGCAACCACCGCGACCGCUGCUGAGGCAGCCCGGCCUUUCCUUCCACCUUCUCGUCUUUCUCUUUCUUACCUGGCUCGCGGCACCACAUUUAUUCAAGUCGGACUUGCUGGAACGCCGGUCGUGUUGCCAUCAUGGCCUCGAAACGGCAGUCGAGCGGAACGAGCUUCCACCAACGGCUCGAAUCGGUGACGGACUUGACGCAACUUGCACCCAUCUCCGACGAUGCUAUCGUAUCAUGCCUUCGUGAAAGGUUUAUGUCUGACAAUAUUUAUACGGCGAUUGGAACGUCUGCCAUCGUUGCCCUCAACCCCCACAAAUAUGUGCCGAGCAAUGCAGACUCUGUCAUGCACAAGUAUGCUGCAGAGUAUCGGGAUACGUCGCAGGAAAAGAUACCGCUACCACCCCACGUCUUCCAGCUCGCUAACAAUGCGUACUACCACAUGCGUCGCACCGGCCAGGAUCAGAGUAUUCUCCUGAGCGGUGAAACUGGCAGCGGCAAGUCAGAAAACCGCCGACUGUCGAUCAAGACGUUGCUCGAGUUGAGCGUGAGCAGCCCGGGGAAGAAAGGGUCCAAGCUGGCGCACCAAGUCCCUGCUGCUGAAUUCAUUCUCGAGACGUUUGGCAAUUCUCGCACCCUGUUCAAUGCGAACGCAUCUCGUUAUGGCAAGUACACUGAACUCCAGUUUACCGAGCGUGGCCGACUCUGCGGUGUGAAGACCCUUGACUAUUAUCUCGAGCGCAACCGAGUUGCUCAGGUCCCCUCUGGAGAGCGCAAUUUCCAUAUAUUCUAUUACCUAGUUGCGGGAGCCUCUCCCGAGGAGCGCCAACACAUGCACUUAGACGAGAGGGCAAACUAUCGCUACCUGGGGCAGCGUACUGCUGCUUCUAGCCGGGGCCCGAUCGGUGGGGGAGACGACGGUGCACGCUUCGAGCAACUCAAGAUGGCGAUGAAGAACGUGGGUCUCUCAAAGAGACAUGUUGCGCAGACAUGUCAGCUCGUUGCUGCUAUCCUUCACCUCGGUAACCUUGAGUUCACCAUCGACCGUCACCGAAAUGAGGAUGCUGCCGUGGUCAGGAACACGGAUACUUUGGGAAUUGUAGCGGAUUUCCUUGGCGUUCAGCCAGCAGCUCUGGAAGCAGCGCUGUCGUACAAGACCAAGCUAGUCAGGAAGGAGUUGUGCACUGUUUUCCUUGACCCAGACGGUGCUUCCGACAACAGGGACGACUUGGCGAAGACAUUGUACUCCUUGCUCUUUGCAUGGCUGAACGAGCACAUCAACCAGAAGUUAUGCAAAGAGGAUUUCGCCACUUUCAUUGCUCUGUUCGACCUACCCGGUCCGCAGAAUAUGACGAGCAGGCCUAACUCUCUGGAUCAGUUCUGUGUCAACUUCGCUAACGAGCGCCUGCACAACUUCAUCCACAAGCGCAUCUUCGAGAGAGAUACAGCCCAGUAUGCCUCAGAGGGGCUGAGCAACUACGUACCGCAGGUGCCUUAUUUCGACAACUCAGAGUGCCUGCGCUUGUUGCAGAACAAGCCAGGAGGUCUUAUCCAUAUCAUGGAUGACCAGGCGUUGAGGAUGCCCAAGAAGACUGACCAUAGUAUGGUCGAAGCCUUCGGCAAGCGAUGGGGUAACCACUCGUCUUUCAAGAUGGGAUCAAUUGACCGCUCGGGAUACCCUACCUUUACUGUGCAUCACUAUAACGGACCCGUCACUUACUCCUCGGAAGGGUUCCUCGAGAGGAAUUUAGAUGCUGUGAACCCCGAUUUCGUUUCUCUUUUGCGUGGCGCUCACCAGAAUGCCGGCGAAGUCGGAGGCAGUGACGGCUCAGGAUCCGCUAACCCCUUUGUAAAGGGUCUCUUCUCAGCCAAAGCCAUCGCGACCCAGGCCCAUCCCCGCAAUGAAGACACCAUUGUCGCGGCUCAGCAGCCCCAGAAGCCCAUGCGGGCUCCUUCUACUCGUCGAAAGAACACGAUCAAGCGCAAGCCUACCAUGCUUACCGAGAUCGAGGAGAAUGAUAAGGACGAGGAUGAAGGCCAGACCGCAGCCAAGUCUGGUGGCGGGGCUCCCUGCGUUGCGGGUGAAUUCUGCAGCGCUCUUGAUACCUUGUUCGAGACUCUGGAGGAAUCACAGUCGUGGUAUGUCUUCUGCAUUACCCCCAACGACUCGCAGCUCCCCAAUCAGCUUGAGGGUCGGUCUGUGAAGGGGCAGGUCAGGGCUAUGGGUUUACCAGAGAUCGCACGGCGGUUCAUCAACGUUUUCGAGGUGAACAUGACGCCAGACGAGUUUGUGGAGAGGUAUAAGGAAUCAUUGGCCUCGCUCAAUGUGCAUGAGGGAGGACCAUGGGAACAGAUUGGGCAAGCCAGGACGGCAUUGGGUCAGCAAGACCAAGACAUCGUUAUUGGCCAGCAUAAGGUGUUCCUAUCUCAAGCCGCUUUCCAUAAGCUCGAAGACCACCUGCGGUCAAAAGACGUUGAGGAGCAGAAACGCAACCGGCUCCGUGACGCAGAGGCAGAAGCAGGCCUCACUCAUACAAGUGAUCCUUAUGCUCCUUACUCUACCCCUGGUGCCCCCGAGAACUCUCCGUACGACGGCGGCUACGGUGAUCCCUUUGGGCAGUCUAGCCAGGCGUUGCCGCUCGUCUCUCACGCAUCUCCGUUCCAGCGCGCGGAUAUGUACGAUGACGAGUACGACGAGAGCAAGUCUGUCCGCAGUGACGACUUCGAUGGCCGUAGCAGGCUGACAAGCAACCGCGACGACUCCGUGUCGAAUUUCGGAACAGAAUCCUACGCCCCAUCUCGCAACAUGUUCCAGAAUGCCGACAGGAAGGCUUUGAUGGACAAGGAGGCUCUUCCCGCUGAUGUUCAAGAAGGCGAAACUACCGAAGUCCUGAAGGAAAGUUCUGCUCGCCGCAGAUGGGUUGCAUUAUGUUGGAUGUUGACUUGGUGGGUUCCGACACCAUGCAUCCGGUGGGUAGGGCGGAUGAAACGCCCAGACGUACAGCAAGCCUGGCGCGAGAAGCUUGCCCUCAAUAUGAUCAUCUGGUUUGUCUGUGCAUGCGCGAUCUUUGUCAUCGCUGUCCUCGGCAACGUUAUCUGCCCAACGGAGCAUGUUUUCAGUACUAGCGAGCUGGCGUCGCACAACUCCAAAGAUAGCCCGAAUAACGUGUACACGUCUAUCCGUGGCGAAGUCUUUGACCUCACCACUAUAGCGGCUACCCACCAGAGAAUGGUAUCUGUUGUCCCGGCGAAGAGCAUUCUGAAAUACGGAGGCACUUCGUCCGACAACAUCUUUCCUGUCCAGGUCAGCGCAUUAUGCAACGGAGUGUCAGGGUCCGUGAGUCCCUACGUAGUUCUUGACUCGACCAAUAACACCGAUCCGAAUGCGCAAUACCACGAUUUCCGAGCCUUCACCAAUGACUCUCGCCCUGACUGGUACUUCGAAGUCAUGACCCAGAUGCGAUGGAAGAACCGCGUCGGCUUCAUGGGGUACACCCCCAAGGAAAUCCGGAACAUGGCUUCCAACAAGAAGGCUGUGGGCAUUUACAACGGUCUGGUGUACGACUUGACGACGUAUAUCAAGAGCCCACCCUUCACGAAAGCUCCAGAUGGAAUGCAAGCUCCUAGUGUCGAUACAAACUUCAUGCAUUCUUCUGUGAUCGAUAUCUUCACAUACGACGCUGGAGGGGAUGUCACCAAGGCUAUCGAUGGGCUCAAUAUUGGCUCGGACGUACUGGAGCGGCAGAAAGUCUGUCUCAGGAAUCUUUUCCUGAUCGGCAAGGUCGACAAUCGCCAGUCGCCGCAGUGCUUAUUUGCCACAUACAUUCUGCUUAUCCUGUCUAUCAUCAUGGUCAGCGUCAUCGGCUUCAAGUUUAUUGCGUCCAUCAAUCUCAGUGCUGAACGAGCACCUGAGGACCACGACAAAUUCGUGAUUUGCCAGGUUCCUUGUUACACUGAAGGAGAGCAGUCGUUACGGAGGACAAUCGACUCCCUCGCGCAGAUGAAGUACGACGACAAGCGCAAGCUUCUAGUAGUCAUCUGCGAUGGGAUGAUCGUUGGUUCUGGCAAUGAUCGCCCUACGCCUCGCAUCGUUCUUGAUAUCCUCGGCGCUGACCCUAAUCAGGAUCCCGAGCCCCUGAGCUUCCUCUCCCUCGGCGAAGGCGCCAAACAGCAUAAUAUGGGCAAGGUGUACUCAGGGUUGUACGAAGUCGCUGGCCAUGUAGUCCCGUAUCUCGUGAUUGUCAAGGUUGGCAAGCCCACUGAGCGAUCUCGACCCGGUAAUCGUGGCAAGCGUGAUUCUCAGAUGCUCCUGAUGCAUUUCCUGAACAAGGUGCAUUUCAAUGCUCCCAUGAAUCCUUUGGAGUUGGAGAUCUACCACCAGAUCAAGAACGUGAUUGGUGUUAACCCUACCUUCUACGAGUACCUGUUCAUGGUUGAUGCUGAUACAACGGUGGACCCAUUCUCCGUUAAUCGCUUGAUAUCGGCCAUGAUUCGAGACAAAAAACUCCUUGGUGUCUGUGGAGAGACGUCGCUUGCCAACGCGAAGCAGUCGAUCAUCACAAUGAUGCAGGUGUACGAGUACUUUAUAUCCCAUCACAUGGCCAAGGCGUUCGAAAGUCUCUUCGGGUCUGUUACCUGUCUUCCCGGUUGUUUCACGCUCUAUCGGCUGCGCACGCCAGACACCCACAAACCCUUGUUCAUCUCGAACCAGAUCAUCCAAGACUACUCUGAGAACCGUGUCGAUACGCUUCAUAUGAAGAACCUGCUUCACCUUGGAGAAGAUCGAUACCUGACUACCCUGCUCUUGAAGCACUUCCCUAAUUUCAAGACCCAGUUCGUUCGGGACGCUCAUGCGUACACGGUAGCGCCUGAUGACUGGAAAGUUCUUCUUUCUCAGCGUCGUCGGUGGAUCAACUCGACCGUGCACAAUCUGGGAGAGCUCAUAUUCUUGGAUCAAUUGUGUGGCUUCUGCUGUUUCUCCAUGCGCUUCAUCGUUCUGCUAGACUUGCUGUCUACCCUAAUCCAGCCCGUGACCGUGGCAUACAUUGUGUACUUGAUAUACCUCGUGGCAGGAGAAGGGAAGAAUAUCCCAACACUCUCGCUUAUCAUGAUUGCCGCCAUCUAUGGUGUACAGGCUUUGGUCUUUGUGCUUCGGCGGAAGUGGGACAUGAUCGGUUGGAUGGUUUUCUACAUCCUCGCCAUUCCCGUAUUCUCCUUCCUGCUCCCGCUAUACUCCUUCUGGCGCAUGGAUGAUUUCUCAUGGGGUCAAACACGUGUCGUAUUGGGCGAGAAGGGCAAGAAGAUCAUCGUGCACGACGAGGGCAAAUUUGAUCCUCGCGUGAUCCCAUUGAAAUCUUGGAAUGAAUAUGAGAACGAGCUAUGGGAUAAGGAGUCAAAUCAUAGCAUCGGUUCGUGGGUACCGCCAAACAAGUUCAACAACGCAGGAUAUGCGGAAUCUCGGACGGCGUCUCUGUAUGGCCAUGAGACAUACUAUGAGCCACGGAGUUAUUCACCGGCACCCUCCCAAAAUAUGUAUCAACCCCCGCCUGGUUACAACUCUGGUCGCAACACUCCCCUUGGUGCCUUUGGGGCUCCUCAGCUCCGACCGAUGAGCGAAGCAGGCAGCAUGCUUUACGAACCCGCGCCGUCACGGCCACCGACGAAUUACUUGGGAUUCGACUUGCCCACCUCUGGCCCCUCGGAUGCUGAGAUAGAAAGGGCUGUUCAAGAAAUUCUCAGAAACGCUGAUUUGACUACUAUCACUAAGCGGGAGAUACGCACAAAGUUGGAGGACCAGUUCGGGGUUGAUUUGACCUCUCGGAAGGCCUCCAUCAAUGCCGCUAUCGACCGGGCUUUGGCUCAGUCAUGAUCUCGUAGGUUGAUGAUAUCACUGGACAAUGGGACAUAUCCGUGGUAGUAGUUUUGCGGGUGCAUCUUCUUUUAUUCAUUAGCAUGUCAUGUCUUUCGUUUGCAUCACAGAAGCCCGGACUUUGCAUAACCAAUUACGCACUAUAAUAUGGUACUAUUAAUGAAGGACCCCUCACACGAAGCGAUGUACUAUUCCUGGAGGACAGUUGAUGGUGAUGGGUGCAAAUCCAGUACGCAUCGCUCGAUAUCAA
Gloeophyllum trabeum ATCC 11539 is the source of this 6143-nucleotide messenger RNA. Its product is annotated as glycosyltransferase family 2 protein. The record is from RefSeq and is a predicted model, not a curated record. Gene Ontology annotation, cellular component: myosin complex; cell periphery; cell septum. Bases 158 to 5893 code for a protein of 1911 amino acids. The transcript is spliced from 10 exons. Gene Ontology annotation, molecular function: chitin synthase activity; cytoskeletal motor activity; ATP binding. NCBI's taxonomy places the organism in Eukaryota, Fungi, Basidiomycota, Agaricomycetes, Gloeophyllales, Gloeophyllaceae.